AUGGCGGAGCUGAGCCGGCUGGAGUGGCUGGAGCGGCGUGUGCGGGAGCUGGAGGAGGAGCUGGCCCGGGAGAAGGGCGGGCGGCGGGCGCCGCGGGCCCGCAUCGAGAGCAUGAGCCCGGAGGUGACGGACUCCAACCCCUACAGUCGCUUGAUGGCAUUAAAAAGAAUGGGAAUUGUCAAAGACUAUGAGAAAAUCCGUACCUUUACAGUUGCAGUAGUAGGUGUAGGGGGUGUUGGCAGUGUGACUGCUGAAAUGUUGACAAGGUGUGGCAUUGGUAAGCUGCUUCUGUUUGAUUAUGACAAAGUGGAAUUGGCAAACAUGAACAGGCUCUUCUUCCAACCUCAUCAAGCUGGAUUAAGUAAAGUGCAAGCAGCAGAGCAUACUUUGAGGAAUAUUAAUCCUGAUGUUCAAUUUGAAGUACAUAACUACAACAUCACAACACUGGACAACUUUGAACAUUUCAUGGAUAGAAUAAGUAACGGUGCACUAGAGGAAGGGAAGCCUGUCGAUCUUGUUCUAAGCUGCGUGGACAACUUUGAAGCUCGCAUGGCAAUUAACACGGCCUGCAAUGAACUUGGACAAAUCUGGAUGGAAUCUGGAGUGAGUGAAAACGCAGUGUCAGGACACAUACAGCUGAUCAUACCUGGUGAAUCUGCUUGUUUCGCGUGUGCUCCUCCACUUGUAGUUGCUGCAAAUAUUGAUGAGAAAACAUUAAAACGAGAAGGAGUUUGUGCAGCUAGUCUUCCUACAACUAUGGGUGUUGUGGCAGGAAUGCUUGUACAAAAUGUUCUGAAAUACCUGCUAAAUUUUGGUACUGUGAGUUAUUAUCUUGGUUACAAUGCGAUGCAAGAUUUCUUUCCAACUAUGUCUAUGAAGCCAAACCCACAAUGUAGUGACCAAAAUUGCAGAAAACAGCAAGAAAAUUAUAAGAAAAAAGAAGCUGCACAACCAAAACAAGAAGUAAUUGAACAGGAAGAAGAAAUAGUACACGAAGACAAUGACUGGGGCAUCGAAUUAGUAUCAGAAAUUUCAGAAGAUGAGCUGAAGGCUGCAUCUGGUCCAGUACCUGAGCUUCCUGAGGGAAUUACUGUAGCAUAUACUAUCCCAAACAAGGAAGAGAAUUUGAUAACUGAGGAAACGGUAGCAGAGUCUGAAGAAAGCCUAGAAGAACUCAUGGCCAAAAUGAGAAACAUGUAGCAGAACAAAUAUUAAGUACAACUUCUGGGAGUUUGAAUUGACAUUGGAUUUUGAGAAGACCAGACUUUUUUUUUACCUCCACUGAAGCUCAUCUUACAUUUUUGAUGAAGUGGAACUGUUAAAAAACUGGUGUGUUGUUUUUUUCUUUUUUUUUAAACUUCCCUGUUUCUAUCAAUGUUUUACUACUGCUUGUUCUUAAAUAGCUACCUGUAUGUUUUGUAUGUAUGUGACAAUGCUUUGAGUAUGCUGCAACAAGGCAGUGUCUCUUGUUAGUAGAUGAUUAUACCAGGAGACUGGGUAUUAGCAUGUCACUGUUUCAGCUGGCAGAUGCUUCUCAUGACAAAAUCUGUAAGAAUUGCCAGCAACAUUGGAAAGAACAGGAGAUUUUGUCUGUCUCUGAAAAUCUAAGUAUUAUAUUUUUGUUGGUUAUUAGAAGUUGAGCUGUAAUUCUGAUCUAUCCCCAUCAUAUGGGCUAUAUUAAGGAAUAUACUUAAUCUGAGUUUGCAUAGGAAAGCUUCUAAAAUUAGAUGCUCUAAACUUUGUUUAUUGUUGCAAAUAUCAUCAGUGGAGUAGCUGAGCUAUUGUAUUUGUCUUGUAAAUAAUGUUAGUACAGUUGCAUUACCUUUUAAAUUAUCACGUUAAACUGACCUGUAAAUGUACACAUCCUGUAGUGUGAGUACCCUGCGGAACUGGAAGUAUCAAUUAUUUAAAAUAUUUUAACUACUGUAGGUGUCUGAUCCAGAAUUUGAUCAUUAUUUAGAUUUGGCUUAGAAGAACGUAAGUUUCAGCCUUUGCAGUAUAAUACAAAUAUUUCCAACUUGGGCUGUUCAAAAAACCUUUCCACAGCAUGAUGCAGCCAACGCAGAACCAGCUAGUGAUGGUAGUAGCAGUAUUCAACCAACAUGUAAAAAGAAAGUAAUAUUGUGGAGGUGCUUCUGUUUCUUAGGGCAGCUGAAUGACAACUUAGUUAAAAAAUGUUUGAUUUCUAAGCAACGGUCACAAACUUCAAAAUCUGUUUCCUCUACAGCUGACACUAGAUUAUAUUAUAUACAUAACAACCAUCUCUGAAGCUAGUGAGGGAAGUUGUGGGUGCGUUUUGGGUGUGGUGCACUACACUAACAUGGAAGUGGUGUUUUUGGGUUGAGUUCAGUUUUGGAGAAACCAGAUUUUAGAAAUGAACUGUAAAGAGGGAUGGGAAAUAGAAUAAUGAGAUCAUUAAAAAGGUACAUACUUGAAUCUGUGUCACUAAGUCUACAUGAGCUUGAUCCAAGUGUCAAUUUAAGUGUUACUCACAUUUCUUUGUGACUUUACCUUUCUGUGAGGAACAAUGGAAGUGGGGCACACACCUGGUUCUGGAGAUCCCGAGGCAAAUGGUUGACUCAUUUCUACAACAGCUCAGUUAAUCGUGACUCUUAACUACUUGGCUAUCACAUGAUUGACAGCUUUACACAAGGCAACUGUUCACCGUUUUACUUCAUGUACGGUUUUAUGACCAAAUUAAUACGCUUUUGUAUGCCUACUUACAGAGUAUGCAAAAUGGUUCUCAUGUUACUUUCAGACUUUCAACUUGUAUAUACAAGAAGAAUUUGAAUUAAUUAGAAAAUACAUUAAGAUGAUUGUAUGUGCUAAUGGUUAAAGUUAUUUUAAAAUAAUCAGCAUCAAAAAAGCAGCUUUAAGGAUUUUUUUUAAUUAACAAAAGACACUUAAGUAAUUACUCCAACUAUAAAACAUAAUGGAAAAUUUAUGACUUCUUUUGAUACAAACUAACAAAUUAAAACACAUUGUAAUGGUUUAGUCCAGCUUUGUUUAUUUGGCAAUCUUAUAAAAGAAGCUUUCAGUUUUUACAGUGUAUCAUGAAUGUUAUUGAGAUGUUGAUAUUCUGAUUGUAUGAUUAAAUUCCAUUGAAACUGGUGACGCUGUUUUGAGGUGGAGUUCUCCUACAUAGAAUUAUUUGGCAUACACCAGAUAU
Gymnogyps californianus (California condor) is the source of this 3169-nucleotide messenger RNA. RefSeq names its product ubiquitin like modifier activating enzyme 5 (gene UBA5). The transcript is spliced from 12 exons. The record is from RefSeq and is a predicted model, not a curated record. Lineage: Eukaryota; Metazoa; Chordata; Aves; Accipitriformes; Cathartidae. Gene Ontology annotation, molecular function: UFM1 activating enzyme activity. The coding region runs from base 1 to 1200 and encodes 399 amino acids. Gene Ontology annotation, biological process: protein ufmylation. Gene Ontology annotation, cellular component: cytoplasm; cytosol.